Molecule: messenger RNA, 842 nt
Organism: Theileria equi strain WA
Lineage: Eukaryota; Apicomplexa; Aconoidasida; Piroplasmida; Theileriidae
Exons: 4
Coding region: 482-829 (115 amino acids)
Source: RefSeq, a predicted model, not a curated record
GUCCAUAAAUAUUCAUGCUUAUCUACGAAAAUUAUUGCUAUAGAAAAUAUAAAAAGGUACCUUAUCAAUUAAUUUAAUAUUGACAGAAUAAACUCGUUUUUAAACACUGGAGGUGUAGUAAAACUCAGGGUAAUUUUCAAAGUCAGCAAAAGAUGGCCUUGUACAUUUUAAUGAUUCUUUUAUGAAUAUACAAAUCCCGGCGCCCGCGCUGGCUGCUUGGUCUAGUGGUAUGAUUCUCGCUUCGGGUGCGAGAGGUCCCGGGUUCGAUUCCCGGAGCAGCCCAGCUCCUUUUUCCCACGCUAGUUUGUUUUUUCUUCUGGUUCUGCUCCGGUAGAACCUUUUGACAUGUAUAGAGUGCUGCUUUAGACUAUUGAUAAAAUAAACGUUUUCUACGUACGAUAUAGGAAUAUGGUGUUGUCCCAACCACUGAUAAGGCAGAGUAAUCGAUAGUGGAACGACACUUUUUGUAAAAUAGACUAUUAUGAGUGCCAUAGACAUACAUAGUAACCUAACUAUAGAUUACGGUGCAUAUGUGCAUUUCGCCUACCAUGUAGGAAAGUAUUUGAUUCAAAAGUGUGAAUACGAAUCGUGUGACGAGAAAUCUCUUGUAAAAUGGUAUCUCGACUAUAAAAACGAAGCCUUGGUUCAGAAUCCCUCAAGUUUGGAAAAAUCAAAGUUAAUUUAUGAAAAACUCAUCGAUAAUUUAAUUUAUGAUGAGUGUGUAAUGGUUGUAGGAAGGGCAUCAGGAUCGCGUAUGAUUAAAAGACAUCCAGAAUUCUUUGUUUGGGCUUGGAGAAGCCUGUCUAAGUUACACGAACAACAUAAAUAGAAAUGCAAUUUUU